UAUUGUUUGCAUUACUUCAGUGAAGCUCUCCGAAUACAUUGAAGAUGGGGCAUUGAGUCUGUUAUUUUAAAAGUCAUUUUUUUAAAUAUCGGUGUUAUGUUUUAUUAUUCAGUGCUUGCUUCGAACGUUUUGGUAUUUAUUAGGUGAAUAUUCGCAUAGACUAUUACUCAUGCAAAUCAUUUUAUUGUACAAGGAAAUAAAAAAAGUAAUUGUAAAUUUUCCUUAAAUAGAAACAGGAAAAGUAAUUCUAAAUUUUGCAUAAUAAGACGAUGCCAAUAAAUCAUAUUUGUUCUAUUUCAUCUUGCAAAUUUUUUUACUCGGUGAAAUCGAUUACUAAUUGAGUGUCCAGUCAACAUGAAUGAACGCAGCCGCAUAGCUACGAGUGUUCGCAUGUCUGAAUAUGCAAACAAAAAAUAUCGAAGUCGUUCUUCGUCUGCAACAAAAGAAAACAAAAAGCCAACUUCAGUUUUAAUCAAGCAUACACCCGGAGAACGGCCAUUAGCAUAUACUAAUGCCGCAUUAAGUGUUGAAACAAUUCCUGACACGUCAAUACAACCAACAAGAUGCUCUCAGUUGGAUAAUAGUUGUCCAGAUUUACUGUCGGCAACUGUGGAAGAUGCUGUAAGAAAAGUUUUAGGAGGCAGUUUGCACGACCUACACCAGGAUGUAAAUCGAAUACAAAAAACACUUUCAGAAAUUGCUCUGAAAAUGGCAGAGAGUAAACGCAUUGCCAUAAUUGGCGCUGGCCCUUGUGGUUUGACAGCCGCCAAAGGUUGCUUGGAGGAAGGCUUGGAUGUUGUGGUUUAUGAUAAGACAGAUAACAUUGGUGGUCUAUGGUGCUACAGAGACUAUGACCUUGAGGGGCUGCCAUCUGUCAUGAAGUCUACCGUCAUCAAUACUAGCAAAGAGAUGAGCGCCUUCAGUGAUUUCCCGCCUCCAGCACAUUUCCCAAACUUCAUGCACAACACUCUUAUGUUUCAGUAUUUCAAAAUGUAUGCAGAAAAAUUCGGAGUGCUUCGACAUGUGCAACUCAUGACAGAAGUUCUUCAAAUAACUCAGUCCGACGAUUAUGAGAAGACUGGUCGCUGGAAAGUGACUACAAGAAGAAUGAAGGACAGUGUUACGAAUACAGAAGAAUUCGAUGGUGUCCUCAUAGCAACGGGACAUCACACAAGCCCCCUCAUGCCAGAUUUCCCAGGCCUAAAAAGUUUCAAAGGAAAUGCCAUUCACACGCACAGCCUCAAGAAAGCAGCUGGAUAUGAAGAUAAGGUUGUUUUAGUAGUGGGCAUUGGAAAUUCAGCUGUUGAUGCUGCUGUCGAGAUUAGUACAGUUGCUAAGCAAGUUUAUUUGAGUACCAGGCGAGGGGCAUGGCUUUUUCAACGAGUUGGACCUGAUGGAAAGCCUUUUGAUGCAGCAUACACAAGGCGAUGCCUAGAUACAGUAAACAAAAUCGUCCCUUUCUCUUUGUCUUGCUGGUUUAUGGAACAUGAGUUGAAUAAGCGUUUCGAUCAUGCUGCUUAUGGUCUCAAACCCAAACACAGAGUUCUGAGUCAACAUCCAACAAUCAACGAUGCUCUUCCUAACAAACUCCUAAGCGGCACAGUUAUACUUCGAGAAGACAUCAAAUGUUUCACAGAAAAUGGAGUUAUAUUCAAAGAUGACGAACAACCCAUUGAAAUAGAUGCUGUAGUCUUUGCUACUGGCUACAAAAUUGAAUUUCCUCUCGUCGGUGGAGAUGUAAUCAGAGUAAAAGAUAACAAAGUACAGUUGUACAAAUACAUGUUUCCACCACAUUUACCACAUCCUUCUUUAGCAGUGAUGGCGUGCGUGCAGGUAAUAGGUGCAGUAUUCCCCGUUGCAGAGCUACAAGGCCGAUGGUAUGCUUCGAUAAUGAGUGGUAAAAAGAAGUUGCCUUCCAAAGAAAUCAUGCAACAUGACAUAAAACUGAAAGAAAAGCAAAUGAAAGAGAGAUAUGUUUCGUCUCCAAGACAUACCGUUCAAGUCGAUUACAUCUCUUAUUCUGAUGAAUUAGCGGAACUUGUUGGAUGUAAACCAGAUCUUUGGAAGAUCUUCUUUACAGAUCCCAAACUUUUUUGGGCCUUGUUCAACGGUCCAUCAUUGCCUUAUCAAUAUCGUUUAACCGGACCCCAUCCGUGGUCUGGUGCAAGAGCGGCUAUUUUGGGCUACAAUAGCCGAGUAUUAGCAGCGUUGAAUACUAGAAAAAGCAGUGAGUGACAUUUAAAUUACUGCAGACUGAACCAUCCUGCAAUACAACUUAGCACAGACUUUUUUUUGAAAAGAUUGAAUUAUUUUGCUAAACAUUUUUACAAUUUUACCAUCGUCUUAUCAUUUUAUGUAAUAUUUGUAAAUGAACUGCAUAUCCUACCAUAUGGAUACAUAUUGCGAAUUACAAAUUUCCCAUUACUUUAAAUAUAAAAUGUUUAAUAAAAUAGUUAUUUAGCAUUCGUAUUACUUUAAGAAAGUCCAUGUGUUGUAGCUCUCUUUCGUUCACUAGCGAUCUUCAAUUAUUCAUGUUGUCUCUACAAUAUUAAAUAUUAUUUUUGUAAAUUAUGUUUAUAAAAGUAAUGUUAAAAAUCAAAAGUUAUUUGAAGAUACACCAUUUUAUUUUUAAAAAUGAGUAGUUUGAUUUGUAAAUAACUUUGUAAUAAUUGAAAUAAAUAUGAUUCAUAUUUAAUAUUCAUAUUUGUCAUCUCUUAUGUAUAACAGCGAAUGUAUAUAAAGUUCUGUUGUCAUGAUAACGGUGGCUGAGAAAUAAAAGAUAUCACAUUUGUUUAUUUUUAUAUACUGAAAGCAUAGCUGAAAAUAUUUUUAUGCAAAUAAAUAUUUUGUUUAAUUUCGUUUGAAAUUAUUGAAAUUUGUAUGAAAUGGUCUCCUUGGCGACCAUGUCAUUUAUACUCCUUUGCCCUUCGUCACUAUGGCAUUGUAUGAGGGAGGAAGCGAUACGGAUUUCUUUCAAUU
Argiope bruennichi is the source of this 2979-nucleotide messenger RNA. Its product is annotated as flavin-containing monooxygenase 5-like. The transcript has 4 exons. Gene Ontology annotation, molecular function: NADP binding; flavin adenine dinucleotide binding; N,N-dimethylaniline monooxygenase activity. NCBI's taxonomy places the organism in Eukaryota, Metazoa, Arthropoda, Arachnida, Araneae, Araneidae. The coding region runs from base 355 to 2235 and encodes 626 amino acids. The record is from RefSeq and is a predicted model, not a curated record.